AGAGUCUGAAACAUGAGCCUCCAGCAAAUUCGACUAAAUGUCAAGAACAAGAUGACUUAAAGGAAGAUUCACCGAAAAUAGUUUGUUAGCGGCAAAUGACGACGGAUCUAUUCUUUAAAGAGUAUGGCAGACCUGGAUAAUUUCUCUACCCGGGGGUAUCCUUCUCAGUUCUCUAUAUCCCAGACGAGAGCAGUGAUAGAGGUUAACCAACCCAACAACAACAAUGCAACAACAGUAGUCCAGCUUCCAACCAAUCCGAGCCAAGAAAUCAGAAACAACGGAAUUCAACUUAAGAUGAACAGCAUUGGAGUAGCUCAAGAUAUGCCGGGUAGGGUAGGUGAGAUGUAUGCCCUACUACUGGGUAUAUCUGAGGAACUAACCAACAUAAAACAAAUCAUGGAUAAUCAAAAUUGCUAUAACGGUACGGGGGAUGAUACUGUGGAUGAUGGGAGAGAUGAUAUUGUGGAUGUUGGGAGGGAUGAUACUGUGGAUGAUGGGAGAGAUGAUACUGUGGAUGGGAAACCCUGCUUCCAGUAUGAAGAAUAUAAGAGUACAGACUCCGCCUUCGAAAUUAAUCAGGACUCCCAAUCUGUCAACCAACAACAUGAUCAGUUAGACGGGGAACCCUGUACUAGUCCAGGUGAGAACUGGGCUGAUUUUAUCCCAAUGUGUCGGGACCGAGAGAGCUUCUCGUCUAUAGGUAUUAACAACAUGUCAGGGUUACGUUGCUGCAGGCACAGUUUAGAUGUUUCAAAUCCUCAUAGUAUGGCAGCUGCUCUACUUUCUAAGAGAUGUAGAGAAGACUCAGUUGUUUCCCCUGGUCUUCAACCCCCCUCACCCUUCCUUAUCAUCGCAAACAAGAUCCUCAAGGGACCCGUAGUACUCAACGUCGGGGGCAAAAAAUGUGUUGGAUUGCAGGAGCUAUGUGAUGCUUACUCUCUAGAUAAACGAGAAUAUUACUUUGACAGAUCUCCUCGUAAUUUUGAUGCUAUCCUUGGUCUCUACAGGACUGGUAAACUUCAUCUCUCCCAAGGGGUUUGCGUGCAGGAUUUCUGUGAAGAGCUUGAAUACUGGGGGUUGACUGAUCUUCAUCUUGAACCCUGCUGUCAGCAUACUUACUACAGAGCUCGCUGGUUACUACCACAGACAGGGCUGCCGGGUGAUGACCAAGACGAGGAGUUUGGGAACGGAUUAUUUUCAUCUUCACAGCGACGACUCUGGAAUCUAUUCGAGAAUCCGCAUCACUCGGGAGCUGCCAAAAUAGUUGCUGUUGUAUCCUGCCUAUUUGUUGUUGUAUCCACCCUCUGCCUUAUAUUCUCUACUCUACCUAAGUUUCAACAGAAAGAUUCUAGAGGAGUUGUCCAGGAAGAAUACUUUUUCGAGGUAGCGGAAGCCGUUUUUGUCGGUUGGUUCACAUUUGAAUAUGUUGUCAGAUUUAUAGCUGCUCCGAAAAAAAUCAAGUUUAUUAAAGGAGGGAUGAAUAUAGUAGACCUACUAGGUAUAUUACCCUACUUUAUGUCUCUGUUUCUAAACCUUGUAACGACAACAAGCAAUACUCAGAAUAAAUACCAGGAUGAAAUGCGGAGAAUAGCGCAGAUUUUCAGGAUAAUGAGAAUAUUAAGAAUAUUCAAACUGGCUCGCCAUAUAACAGGACUUCAAACACUUGGGAUGACUUUAAAAAAUAGUUACAAAGAGUUGGGUUUACUGAUGCUGGUUGUGAUAAUGGGUAUGCUGAUAUUCAGUGGUUUGGCUUAUGUAUCAGAGAAAGAUGAACAGGAUACAGAGUUUAUAUCCAUGCCUCAGGCUCUAUACUGGGCUAUUAUAACUAUGACAAGUGUAGGGUAUGGAGAUAUAACUCCUAAAACCUGGUUUGGAAAACUAGUUGGAUCAGCAUGUGCCAUCUGUGGUGUGCUGUGUAUCUCCCUACCCAUCCCUAUCAUCGUGAACAACUUCAACAAGUUCUACGAGAAGGCCAAAAUCGAGGAGGAGAUACUCUCGAAGAAGAAGAAAGCUUCCUGGGAGGACGCAAAGCGAGGUGUGUUCCAAAAUAUCCAUGAUUCUUUUGAUGAGAUAGAUUCUUCCGGUUUAGUUCCGUACACGGUACAAUCAGAAAACGUAUCGAGGUUCCAAACAAUAAUGGCAAGAAGAAGAAAAAGAUUGAGAAGAAGAAGUUUAGGAUUUCUUCCAGACAAACCCAGGCGGAUGGAUCCAAACCUUAAGCAAAACAGGAAAAGGGGUAGGGGAAUAUCUUGCUUUGGGAUCAGUCUAAUCUCAUCUCCAGACACAGAAAUUUUACCUUUCGGACAGACAAAAGGGAAUAGUCAGUACAAUUUCUCGUUGCAAAGUGAUAGUGAGACCCAGACUACUGUAGAUGAGCAGAGCGCUGGGCAAUGGAUUAUUGAAAAGCAAAUAAACAGUGAUAAAAUCACACUAAACAAUGUGUCCCACCAUAUUAUAAAUUUUGAAGAAAAUUAUGAACCACAUGAACUUAUAUCUUUGAGCAAUAUAGAUCCAUUUACAAACUUGGAUGGGAAUCUGACACAAGAAAAUGAAAGGGAAGAGGUUGAGAGGAGGUGCAUGAAGUGCAAUUGUUCUCAACCAUCUUAAAGACUGAUUAGAGAAAAGUUGAAGUUGAAUUCCUUAUCUAUUUAUCUAUUUAUAUAUUUAUGAUACAUGAUGUGUAUGAAGUGAUAUUAAAUUAUGCCUUUUCUUAAGAUUCUUCAUAAAGAUUUCUGUAUAUUUUCUGUCAAAUAUUACAAGCUGCCCCCUACAAAAUAUUUAAUAAACUCAUUCUUGGAGUUUGAUUUAAAACCUAAUAAUGUACGUAUAUAUACAGGGUUACUCACAACAAAGGAUGAGACUUCAGAUACGAUUGUAUGAGAUUUAUAUUGUCUGUUUCCUUAUGUUUAUGAUUGUAAAUUGGUUACUUUCUUUGCAAAAUCAUUUAAUAAGCAAGUAAAAGAUUGUGUUCCAAGUAGAAGACUUCAUUAAACCUUGGAAUCAUCUUAUUUAAAGUGUUUCAGGUCGUCUUUGCAGUCUUGUCUUUUGUGAGCAACCCUGUAGUUACUAUUUUAGUUAUUGACUAUCUAUAAUAAAGUUACGCAUCUGAUUCUGUCCCUUAAAGGGAGUGGCUUGCAAGGAGGUGUUCAUUUUCUUGGACACAAGUAGAGAACUGUUUUUUUCCUAUCCAGUAUCUUAAUAAAAAAUCAAUUUGAAUAUUUUGAGAAUUCUCUUUGCGUUUGUUAAAAGUUGCCAAAAUAAAAGAUAAAUAUUAUUUAA
Messenger RNA from Eurytemora carolleeae, 3279 nucleotides. RefSeq lists its product as uncharacterized. Gene Ontology annotation, molecular function: delayed rectifier potassium channel activity. Gene Ontology annotation, cellular component: voltage-gated potassium channel complex; membrane. The record is from RefSeq and is a predicted model, not a curated record. Gene Ontology annotation, biological process: potassium ion transmembrane transport; protein homooligomerization. Bases 124 to 2607 code for a protein of 827 amino acids. The transcript is spliced from 28 exons. NCBI's taxonomy places the organism in Eukaryota, Metazoa, Arthropoda, Copepoda, Calanoida, Temoridae.